Molecule: messenger RNA, 180 nt
Organism: Acaulospora colombiana
Lineage: Eukaryota; Fungi; Glomeromycota; Glomeromycetes; Diversisporales; Acaulosporaceae
Source: the annotation of a GenBank genome assembly
AUGAAUUCAGAAAAUUCCAUUAAUUCGGAAAGUGGUAUGAAUUCGGAAAAUGGUGUGAAUUCGGAAAAUGGUGUGAAUUCGGAAAAUGGCGUUAAUUUAGAAAGAGAGCUGAAUUCAGAGAAAGCUAUGGAUCCAGAAAAUGGUACGAAUCCAGAAAUAGUAAGAUCAAAAACGAACAAG